AGGGUGGAAGUUGAGCCAAAGGUUAUCAAUGAUUUUUACUGUUUUUCCAAGAAUUGAAAGUUUUAUCAAGAAACUGACCUCAGGCAUCAACAGUCCAGUACUGGCACAGAUCUGAAGGAAAUCAAGUCAGUUACAGAAUGAGAUUAAAACUUGUCUUCACUAUCUGUGUGGCGGUGGUGGUGCACUCAAACGCUGUUCCAACUGUGGAAGAGACAUCGAAUCGAGGAGGCCUAGAGCAGCCAACUGACCAACCAGUGAAGAUAAGUGAUGAGGACAUCAACAUCGCGAUAAACAGUGUCUACUUUGGUAUUACAACCACCCCCACCAUACCUUCUGAUAGGAGUUAUGAUCGGGUAACAGAAAACCCUGUCGAUCAACGGCGAAACAACUUUCAGAAUGAAGUGUAUGGUGAUUGUGAAUGUGUUCCUUACUACCAAUGUGAUGAUAACAGGACAAUCAUUGAGAAUGGAGAAGGAAUUCUUGAUAUUAGGAUGAAUGGACCUUGUGCGGACUAUAUACAAGUUUGCUGCAAGACAGGGAAGACGUUGGGUCCUGACAAUCCCAUCACCCCACCCCCUGUUCCUAACUUUCACACAUGUGGCAGACGCAAUCUUCGAGGAGUCAGUUCUCUUCGUAUCACGGGAGAUGUGGAUAGUGAAGCUCAAUUCGGAGAGUUUCCAUGGAUGGUGGCUAUUAUUAAAAAGGACACUGUCAGUCCAAGUCAGACGCUCAAUAUUUACCAAUGUGGAGGUUCAUUGAUCCAUCCCCAGGUUGUACUCACAGCUGCCCACUGUGUCGUAGGGAAGACUGGUCUGAGCGUGAGGCUUGGAGAGUGGGAUACCCAACACAAGUCAGAGCCCCUUCCAACCCAAAAUAGAGUUGUGAAGGAUGUUGUCAUUCAUGAGGGAUACUACGCUGGGGCACUUUACAAUGAUAUUGCUCUGCUCUUCCUCGAGAUCCCGGCUGAUAUUGCUGAAAACGUUGCAACCAUCUGCUUGCCAGAGCAAGAUGAGAACAUGGACAACCGUAACUGUGUGGCCAGCGGCUGGGGAAAAGAUGUUUUUGGCAAGGAAGGAAAGAAUCAGGUAAUUCUGAAGAAGGUAGAUUUGCCGAUCGUUCGAAGAGAUCAGUGUCUCGAGUCUCUGCGCCAGACUAGACUGGGGCGACACUUCAAACUGCAUGAAUCAUUUAUCUGUGCAGGAGGCAUUGUAGGCAAGGACACCUGCAAGGGUGAUGGAGGCAGCCCCCUAGCAUGUCCCUCUCGUGAUAACCCAGCAGUAUAUGUCCAGGCUGGUAUUGUAGCUUGGGGUAUUGGCUGUGGUACAGACACACCAGGUGUUUACGCAGAUGUUAGCCAUUUCCGCAACUGGAUUGAUAACAAACUGAGCAUAUUCGACAUAGACGUUGACUGGAAAGAUGACACCAAUGGUCCUAGAUCCAUGAUCCACUCCAAACGUUAAAUCAGUGCAGACAGUUCCGUCAUAUAAAAUUUUCCACUCAUCUAAAAUCAAUUUGGAACAAAUCACAUAGAUAUAAAUACAAGGUUAUGGUACAUCUAGCUAAAAACUUCCAAAAUUGUAGCUGGUCCAGGCCUGGUCACCGAACAAAGUAAUAACUGGACAUCAUGUGAUCUGAGUAUACAUCACGAUUUGCACGUAUGAAUUAGUUUUAUCGUUGUAAUGUAACUAGUUGUUUCUAUUAUUAUAAAUAAAAUAUUUUUGUCAUGAA
Homalodisca vitripennis (glassy-winged sharpshooter) is the source of this 1728-nucleotide messenger RNA. Its product is annotated as phenoloxidase-activating factor 2-like. The transcript is spliced from 9 exons. Gene Ontology annotation, biological process: proteolysis. The coding region runs from base 138 to 1460 and encodes 440 amino acids. The record is from RefSeq and is a predicted model, not a curated record. NCBI's taxonomy places the organism in Eukaryota, Metazoa, Arthropoda, Insecta, Hemiptera, Cicadellidae. Gene Ontology annotation, molecular function: serine-type endopeptidase activity.